GGGGCGGGGCCAGCGGGGCCCAGCUCGGUAUCUGGACGCCGGUCUCUCGCCGCGUAAACCGAGCGGAGACGGAGCUGAGAGGCGGCUGUGCGGAGGCUGGGGCUGUGCGGAGGCUGUGAGCCGGCGGUGCGGUGGCUGUGCGCGGGCUGUGCGGUGGCUGUGCGCGGGCGGUGCGGAGGCUGUGCGCGGGCGGUGCGUUAACAGAAGUACCCAUGGAGGACACUGAAAACUCAGUGGAUUCUAAGUCCAUCAGGAAUUCGGACAUAAAGCCCUUCCAUGGCAGCAAAUCAAUGGACUCUGGAAUAUCCUUGGACAAUACUUACAAAAUGGAUUAUCCCGAAAUGGGCUUAUGUAUAAUAAUUAAUAAUAAGAACUUCGAUAAAAAUACUGGAAUGGCAUCUCGGUCGGGUACAGAUGUCGAUGCAGCAAACCUCAGGGAAACAUUCACAAACUUGAAAUACGAAGUCAGGAACAAAAAUGAUCUUACCCGCGAGGAAAUUGUGGAACUGAUGUGCAGCGUUUCUAAAGAAGAUCAUAGCAAAAGGAGCAGUUUUGUUUGCGUGCUUCUAAGCCAUGGUGACGAAGGAAUAAUUUUUGGAACAAAUGGACCUGUUGACCUGAGAAAAUUAACAAGUUUUUUCCGAGGGGAUUACUGUAGAAGUCUAGCUGGAAAGCCCAAACUUUUCAUUAUUCAGGCCUGCCGAGGUACAGAACUGGACUGCGGUAUUGAGACUGACAGUAAUAUUGAUGAUGACAUGGCAUGUCAGAAAAUUCCAGUGGAGGCAGACUUCUUGUAUGCGUAUUCUACAGCACCUGGUUACUAUUCCUGGCGAAAUUCAAAGGACGGGUCCUGGUUCAUCCAGUCGCUCUGUGCGAUGCUGAAGCAGUACUCGCGCAAGCUGGAGCUCAUGCACAUUCUCACUCGGGUUAACCGGAAGGUGGCAACAGAAUUUGAGUCCUUUUCCUUUGACUCUACUUUUCAUGCAAAGAAACAGAUUCCGUGCAUUGUGUCUAUGCUCACAAAAGAACUGUAUUUUUAUCACUAAAGAAAUGUAUGAUUUUUUUUUUAGUUUGUUUGCCAAGUGGGGAAAAUGGUUUUAUAUUGUGUCUUCCCUCAUUUAAAUCUACUCUGGUAUUCCCGGGGAUACCUUCAUAGCAAUAGAGCCACUAUGACGCUACCUCAAACUCAGAAUCGGGUAGUUGAAAUUGAAUUUAAUUAGGAAUAAAUGGUAGUGGUACAAUUAUGAGAGGAACUGAUUGUAAAUUAAAAGCUCUGAUAAUUAGCAAGUUUUAGUGGUGCUAUGCUCUGAAUUUUCAAGUAAUUAUGGAAUUAAACAUUGAGUAACGAAUUUCAUUGAUACUGAUAUGCUCUCAUUUAAGAGUAUGCAUUUUAGUUUUCGUCAAACUAUAGAAAUGAUGAUAGAAUAAUGUGUGGUGAUGGAAUAAUGUGUCCUAGAAUUUAGGGGCCAUGUGCAUGGUCAAAGGCAUGAGGACCUUGAUUUUAGAAUUGGUAUCUUCGGAUGAAUUAGCUGUGUUUGUAGGCCAUUUAUCGGAGCAUAUGGUAAUGUUUAUGCUGAACAUGUAUUUGUUGUAAAAAAUCAUGUUUAAUAUUGAAAAAGAACCUAAAUAUUUUAUUUGAAAGUGUGAGCAAUCUAAGUUGACACUUUUAAGGCUGAAUGCAUCCUUACUAGCAGGAGAGAGAGCUAGAACUCGAAGGUGCUAUACGGCAGCUCACCAGCCAGCACGUUCUCCCG
Messenger RNA from Eptesicus fuscus (big brown bat), 1754 nucleotides. It is a transcript of the gene CASP3, whose product is annotated as caspase 3. Gene Ontology annotation, cellular component: cytoplasm. NCBI's taxonomy places the organism in Eukaryota, Metazoa, Chordata, Mammalia, Chiroptera, Vespertilionidae. Bases 213 to 1046 code for a protein of 277 amino acids. The transcript has 7 exons. Gene Ontology annotation, biological process: positive regulation of apoptotic process; erythrocyte differentiation; proteolysis. The record is from RefSeq and is a predicted model, not a curated record.